This is a messenger RNA of Lathyrus oleraceus (garden pea), 744 nucleotides long. RefSeq lists its product as uncharacterized. Lineage: Eukaryota; Viridiplantae; Streptophyta; Magnoliopsida; Fabales; Fabaceae. The coding region runs from base 1 to 744 and encodes 247 amino acids. The record is from RefSeq and is a predicted model, not a curated record. The transcript has a single exon.
AUGAGAGGAUCAGAGAUAUUGAAGGUUUUUUCUGCUUAUGGUAUGGAAGCUAAGGACUUGUGCCUAGUCCCCCAUGUGGGGCUUCCUUCUAAGUUCAAAGUACCAGACCUACCAAAAUAUAAGGGUUUGAGUUGUCCAAGAAGUCAUGUCAUCAUGUAUUGUAGGAAGAUGGAAUCCUACAUUGACAAUGAUGAUCUUCUUAUCCAUUUCUUCCAAGACAGCUUAUUUGGGGCAUCCUUAGAUUGGUACAUAGGCCUUGAGCGCAGUAAAAUCAGAUCUUGGAAAGACUUGUCUGAAGCCUUUCUCAAGCAAUACAAAUAUAACCUAGACAUGGCUCCCACCAGGUUACAACUACAAAAUCAAUCUUGCAAGCGCAAUAAAACAUUCAAAGAAUAUGCUCAGAGAUGGCGUGAGAUGGCUUCCAGAGUUAAACCUUCACUGACAGACGCUGAAUUGGUUGACAUCUUCAUGGGUACACUCCAAGGUUUGUACUAUGAGAAAAUGGUUGGUAGCUCGUCGUCCAACUUUGCAGACAUGAUGACCAUUGGAGAACGUAUUGAAAAUGAGCUGAAAACUGGAAAGAUUGCUAAUAUUGAUAGUCAGAUAGUGGUCAAGAAAUCUCAGGGUUUUGCUAAGAAGAAAGAGGUCGAGGAAAGCUCCGUAACAACAAAUGUCUAUCCUCAAGUUCAGGUACCUAUGGCUCUCAUGUCAUACUACCCUUAUCCAUACAUUGUCGCUGCUUAA